GCAAGCGACCGCGCCGCUCGCUCCAACCACACGGCCUUUGGUCACAACGGUCACAAGUCACAACACAACGCCAGGCGCGCCAAACAAAAACUUAAGAAAUCAACUGUUUUUAACACGGAAGUGCAACUAUCGACCAUGAAGGUUCUGCUGUGCUUUGUGGCUAUCCUGGUGGGCUUGGCGCGAGCAGAUAUGGGCGGCGAGUGCGACCUGGCCAUGUUCUACUUGGAGCUGGGCUGCACGGCGGCACCGCGGGCCAACGACGCCGCUGGAUGCCCGCAAGCGUUCACCUGCCCCGAUCUACAUCCAGAUCCCACCAAGUGCUACUACAGAGGUGUGGCAUAUUCCAACAACGACGUGCUGCCCCAGAACCUGAUAAAGAACCCGUGCUCGCAGCGCUGCACGUGCCAGGUCUCGGACGAGCCACGUUUCGAGUGCGCGGCCGUCGACUGCGUCGAGAGCUUCGACUCCGACCUGCAGCAGUGCGUGGCCACCUUCGAGCUGGACUCCUGCUGCAGUGUGGGCAACGUGUGCGGUAAAGACGCCAUCGCCAAGCUAGCGACCUGCGAGAUCGACGGCAAGACGUAUCGCGAGGGAGAGUCCUUCGAGCCGAAGGACUCGAUGAAGAGCUGCGUUUGCACGCCUCAGUGGAACGCGACCGUCAGCCCCGCGUACUGCCGCGACAUCAACUGCGGCGUUGAGAUACACUAUCAGAAGAAUCUUCUGGAUAAUUGCGCUCCGAUCUUCUUCAAAAACUCACGCAGUUGCCCAAUCGGUUUCAAAUGCCCGGCAUCGGACACUAAAGUGGUCCGCGGCCUAAACCUGAAGGCGGUGAGCGCGCAGUGCCAGUUCGGAAACGAGACGCUCUCCGUCGGCGACGAGGUGACGGUGGAUGAGAAGUGCACGCGCUGCGCCUGUGAGGUGCCUCCCUUCGCCUCUUGCACCCAGCAAAGCACCUGUAGCUAAACAUUCAACACGACUUACCGAAUGUGCAUCCUCUAAUGAAAACCGAAGACUGCCCGCUGACGAGGUGAAAGACAACAACUAAACUCGUCCUAUAUGCAGCAGAGUACAGAUGCAAAGAGACGACACCAGCGAAAUGCGCAUCAUCUUAAGUAUUAUCUUGACUCGCUACGGUGACGAUAACUGCACGCGUGCGACGUGUUGUCUUUUGUGUUUAACAGCACCAAGUGAAGUGCGUAUAAAGUCGUCAACCUUAAGAUCAUAAUAAUAUGCUGACCAAGUCAGGGGACGGCAAAUUUUAGAAAGAUCCCAUUGUAGUAAGAAUCAUAAGUUUCAAGAGUUCCAGAGAUAUGUCAAUAUUGAUUUGAUGACUUUAAAUAUUAUUUCUUUAAAUGAUUAGGGAUUGAGGAAUCUCAAAAAAAUACAAUUUUGUACAUAUGUGUCUCAGGAUUAUAUCCGCCUUUUCGACGGUCGAUUUCUGCUGAAACGGACGGAGAGUAAAUAACAUUUUAUCCCUGUCCCUCAGCGGUCGGCAACCUUUUAGCAGGCAAGGGCCACAUAGUAGUUAACGGAGGUGACGCGGGCCGUACUUAUUUAACAUUUACUGACGAUACAUG
Molecule: messenger RNA, 1577 nt
Organism: Cydia fagiglandana
Lineage: Eukaryota; Metazoa; Arthropoda; Insecta; Lepidoptera; Tortricidae
Exons: 5
Coding region: 136-963 (275 amino acids)
Source: RefSeq, a predicted model, not a curated record